AAGAAAUCAGUCCUGGACGUUCUUUCAGAUAGAUAACAAAUGGCUGGUCUCGAGGCUAAGUUUGAAUGAGUGUAAUUUUGUUUUCAUGAUGUUGCAUUACAUGAAAACACAUGUCCGCCAGGGAGUGUGGGUGGUGGUGGAGGGGGUAUAUAGGGAUCCCGCCCACUCCAAUGGUGUGCAUUCAUGUUAACUAAACCCCGUAAAUCCACGUUGUUGUAUCCCAUUGUAAAUCAAUUAUUCCAUCAUAAAUUCACGUUGUUAUAAUUAAAUUCAUGUGUUGUUGUAUCUCACCGUGCACGCUGUCAUAUCAAACCGUCCACUCACAUAAAUGUUUUGGGGGCCAUGCAAAAGAAAAUGGCUCCGCGGGGUCAAUGUGUUUGAUUGCGUGGGCAUGAUUGACUAUAGCUUUCUCCAUAAUUAUGUUACAGUAACAGACAUGUGGAGGGGAAGUGUUUCUGUUUAGCGUUACGCCUUAAGGUGCAGUGAUCAUGUGAGUCACAUGUGCCUUGUAACUCUCUCAAUACCCCUCCUUCAUUUUUCUUAUGCAGGUAAAGUAUGUAAAGGUAUUCUAGUUGGAAACACUAAACAGAACCUCCCACCUCCCUAUACAUCGUUUACAAUGACUCUGUGAGACAAAAAUAUUAAUGUGAACGUUGUGUAAAAUUGGCUAAGUGCAUGAGGUGACUAAUAGACUGAACAGGGAACAGCUGGUUAACUGUCAUGCCCACGCAAUGAAUUGACCCCACAAAAUCCAUUUUCUUUUGCAUGGCCCACACGUUCAUGUGAGUUUACAAUUUGAUAUGACAGUGCACGCAUGUGCACAAUGGAACAUGAUUUACGAUGGGAAUAUGACAACGUGAUUUACAAUGGAAUACGACAAAACGUGUAUUUUUACAAUGUCCGAUAACUAUAACAUCGUCCACAAUGGUAUUCUAUUCUAUGUCAUGGCGUAUACAUAAUUAUAACGAUUCAGAUUUGAUUUUAGAUCACUAUAUAGGUUUGCAUUUCCAUCCAAGCUGAAGCCAUCAGUUCCAUUUGGUUUAGUAGCAUUAAACGCAUCUUCAUCCAUAUCGUAUUCCAAGGUACCAUUGUCAGUUUGAGGUAUAAUAGGUCAUCAAAAGGCUACAGUUUUUGCAUGCAACAUCGUUACUACAUAUAGGAUGCAUGCUCAAGUUUACACAUGCACAAGAUUUGAUUAAAUAAUAGGCAAAUUUAUUGUAAGCUCAGGCCUAACUGCAUGCAUGUGACUUACAUGCGCAUUCUGUUGACUCGGUUAACGGUUAAAACUUGCACACUAAGACAGCUACUGCACACAGACUUGAUGACUUCGAUCCUGCAUGGUAUACUGAAGUGCAAAGAUUAUGACACUGGGUCUGUUUACAGCAGAGCAAUAAUUGUUUUAUGCAUGCAUAUGUGUGGGUUGCGCAUGCGCGCAUGGUGAUGGGGGAAACAUCUUAAUAAAUGUAAUUGAUUCAUGUGCAUGUCAGCGUUACUUAGCAACUGUUAGGCUAGCUUAUUCAUACUGUCUGAUUAUCUUUAACUCAGUCUGUUUGAACCCUGGCCUCUACUGUGUAUCUCAAUUGCAUAUAAUUAGCACAGUUUGUCCUUGACUCUGUAUAUAUACAGAUUGUUUUUGGUUUCUGCGUGCCAAAUAAACGCAUAUAAUUAUGAUACAUUCUUAAACUAGCUAAUCAUAAUGUUCAGUGGAAUCGUUGCAAGCUGUUAAAGAUGUACUACUGUUUCGUAUUACAACUGUUCCUGACAAUGGCUCUGUCAUCAGUGCAAACUGCAGAAAUAUUAAAUUUCUCUCAGUCAACUGAUGCUGUAGCCCCAGGUGGAAACAUAACAUUCAUUUGUGAGGUAAUUGGUCGCUCUGCGGAGUGGAAAAUCAACGACACUUUUAGAUACCAAUCUGAUCCGACUAGGGGCUUCUUUAUUAAUGUCCCUAUAAGGAAUGAUACUAUAUCGGAUUACUUGCUUUUAAGGCUGACUAUCACAGCUUAUGAGUACAACAAUAGUUCGAAAAUAUCUUGUUUUGGUUUUGACCCGAACACCCAACAAGACAAGCUCUUCAUUAUUGCAGGACCACCAUCUGAACCCCAGCCACGAUUCAGUUACACCGAUAAUGGUUUGUCACUCACCAUCACUUGGAACAAACCCUUCACCCACACUGGAUUCAACAUCACUGCAUACUCACUGCUAAUUUACAACACGUCUGAUUCCACAAUGAGAAAUGUGACAUUGGGUCAACAACGUAUGUAUGUGGAUGUCAUCGAUACUGCCCCUAGCAAUUGCCACGAGCUACAAUACACUGUGACAGUAUACAACUCAUUAGGGAGCAAUGCAGCAAGUGUCAUUGCAGGAUAUCCAAUUCCACUUGAUCCUGUUGAAAUUCAAUGGAGAGUUUUGUACGACAGAGACAGUGCACCACACUUGGAGAUAUGGUUUGAACCAGCUUAUGUUUGUUCCUUCCAAGAUGUCGAGUAUACAGUUUAUCUUGAGAACGUUUCCGGAAACUCUACCCUGCAAUCCUAUGGUGAUGUUUUGUACAGUGUUCAUUCUGGACUGAGUGUUGGAGCUAAUUAUAGGGUAAUUAUAGAAGAACGAAGCACAGUAGGACUCACUGUGUCAAGACAAGAUAUUGUUAUUGAAGUACUGCAUUCUCAGAGUAUAGGUAAUCAAGAAGUACAAAUACAUAACACAGCCAUUGGAGGGCUUGCUGUGUGUUUGGCCGUUUCCCUUGUACUCUUCUUCAUCUUCUUAGCUCUUUACUGCAAGCAAAGGAAAAAAGCAAAAUAUCUAAGAAAAAUGUCGGUUGAUACGGCCAAUAAUGGACGACCAAGCACAUUGCGAACAAGAUCAUCAGCCACAAAGCUAAAUCCCAUUUACGAAGGAGGUGGUCCUGUGUAUGAGAGUCCUGGUGGAGAACCGUUACGUGUCCUUCUAUCCGCUAGCACACCGAGCACUCCUAACACCCCUCUCGAUAACAACAACCCACGUUACGUCUUUGACAUGCCCCCACCAGAUCUUCCACCCCCCAGGAAGCUUCAGUUCGUGCUCCCCAACGCUCCAUCCUGUAAUGGAGGGAACCUGGAGAAAGAUCAAGAGAAGGCAGACCUAAAGGUGGCUUUAGAAGAGCCAGAGUACACAAUGAUGAGGCCAAUCCAAGCAGUCAAGCCUUCGCCUUUGAUUUUAUCAACUUAAUUUUUUUCUAAUAUACUCAAAACAUGUAACGUGCAUGUGUGUAGCUGUUCAAAAGUGUAAUAAAAAGUAGAGAAGCAUUGAAUUUACUUAUUUUUUUGGAAUUCCAAUUUUUUUGUUUUGUAGCAUUUAUUGAUUUGAGGCCCUGUCACAUAGAGUAUAAUUUUGUUCUCAUAACGUUGUAUUUCAUGCAUUACAUGAAAAUACGUGUCCGCCAUGGGAGUGUGGGCGGUGGUGGAGGGGGUAUAGGGAUCCUACCCACUCCAAUGGUGUGCAUUCAUGU
This is a messenger RNA of Halichondria panicea, 3484 nucleotides long. RefSeq lists its product as uncharacterized. Lineage: Eukaryota; Metazoa; Porifera; Demospongiae; Suberitida; Halichondriidae. Bases 1729 to 3204 code for a protein of 491 amino acids. Gene Ontology annotation, molecular function: protein binding. The transcript has 7 exons. The record is from RefSeq and is a predicted model, not a curated record.